Drosophila sechellia is the source of this 881-nucleotide messenger RNA. RefSeq lists its product as uncharacterized. The coding region runs from base 92 to 799 and encodes 235 amino acids. Lineage: Eukaryota; Metazoa; Arthropoda; Insecta; Diptera; Drosophilidae. The transcript is spliced from 2 exons. The record is from RefSeq and is a predicted model, not a curated record. Gene Ontology annotation, molecular function: ubiquitin protein ligase activity. Gene Ontology annotation, cellular component: endoplasmic reticulum. Gene Ontology annotation, biological process: ubiquitin-dependent protein catabolic process.
GUUCCGUUUGCUAUGACUCAGUUGUCUCAAACUUAUAUUUAUGUAAGCUGGAGCAUGGGCUUUUAAACACAAAAAAAAAAAACAUUUUGAAAUGGAAGCAGUUGCUAGAGAAAAUGAUCAACCAAAUCAUUGCGAAGAAGAAGAAGUUCCAGCGAAUGAAGCUGUCGAGAAUGGCCUUCAAGGUGAGGUAACUUCAAAGGGUUAUACGCCAGACUUGUCCAACGCAAACUUCAAUCAGCAACAGCAGCAGAAAAAUAAUGGCGAGGAUGACCUCUUGCCUGGAACUCGACUUCGCCGCCGUCGCAGGAAUUUGCUUCUGGAUACCUAUGUGUGCAAUGAGUGCCACCAGUAUGUGCGUGGUGGUGUGGUCACCAUCUGUGGUCAUUUGUUUUGCUGGACUUGCCUGUGGCCCAAAUUGAGUGGUACAACAACGCCAAGAUGUCCAUUCUGUCUACGCCAUUUGCUCAUGUACGAGGACAUCAUGCCCUUCCAUGGAGAGGGACCCAAUGCCCAUCAGAAGGAUAAUAAUGUGCCAGCCCAGCCGGGCUCUGUGCCUCGCCCAACGGGACUGUACCUCUCUGACUCCGAAUUUCCCUGCUGGUUCGCGGUCAACGAUCCUAUAGAUGGGUGCCCAGCGACUUUCCCUGAAAUUCGCAGGGAGAGGGAUCUUUACUGCGCGAUAAGGCUUAUGCCAAUGGUGUACCCUUGGAUCGGAGCACAGAUUACUUUCCUCAAGUGGUUCCAGUUGGGAUGCGUGUUGGUCAUAUUUCUGAUAUGGUCCAUACUGUCACUGUUCUAAGAAGGGUUUUUGUGAUACAUCUUUGUUUUCGUUAAUGGGAUUUUUUUUUGGUCAAUAUCUUAAGAGGUUGGUCGGACCUCAA